Sceloporus undulatus (fence lizard) is the source of this 5410-nucleotide messenger RNA. It is a transcript of the gene ATG10, whose product is annotated as autophagy related 10. The record is from RefSeq and is a predicted model, not a curated record. The transcript is spliced from 4 exons. Lineage: Eukaryota; Metazoa; Chordata; Lepidosauria; Squamata; Phrynosomatidae. Gene Ontology annotation, biological process: protein lipidation; protein modification by small protein conjugation; macroautophagy. The coding region runs from base 181 to 1299 and encodes 372 amino acids. Gene Ontology annotation, molecular function: Atg12 transferase activity. Gene Ontology annotation, cellular component: intracellular anatomical structure.
GUGGGUUAUUCCCGCAGUGCGGAUGCAACCCUUGUGUAAUAUUAGCCAAGGGGGGAGGAUUUGCUGCGAGGAGGCGCCUGGGCCUCCUUCCUGCUCGCUCGGUUCUCCUCGCUGAGGUAAAUGGAGAGAGAGAGGAGGAGGCCUUUCUGCCACUGAAACUGCCUGGAGGCGGAGAAGAAGAUGUCUCUCACCUUGGGAAGUGAAGACUUCUUUCUGGAGGAGAAUAAAUUCAAACAGGAUUGUGCAGAAUUUAUCAAAAUCUCACAACAAAUGGGAGACAACUGGCAGUGGAGAAAUGUAAAGGACGGCACUGAUGGUUACAUGACUAAAACACACUUUCAGCUGAAAGGUGGUGACGUUUCUUCAAACACAGGGGGAAUGGUGAAUGAUGAAGUAAUAUCUUCACAUAUUGAAACAAUGAAUACAAGAAGAAAUGCAAUUGGGGGCUCUAACCAACCAGGAAACACGAGGAGAACAUCAGUUGAAUCGAUACCAAAACUCUCAGAUCAUAAUGACGCGUUGAUUGAAGAAAUGAGAAGACUCCAACAGGAGACAAGCAAAGAGAUACAAGCUUCUAGAGAUGAAGUGAAAUCGGAAUUAAAGGCUGAAAUAAGACAAAUAAGUGCAAGACUGGACCAAAUUGAGAAUGAAUUUAGUAAAAUGAAUGGAAAGAUUAAAAAUUUAAAGACAGAAGUACAGACAAUAGGAGAAAAAGUGGAUCAAGUGGAGAGAGAACGAGAAGACGAUCAAGACACGAUUUUAAGAAUUUUGGUCAAGCAAAGAGAGAACUGUUUGAAACUGAGAGGCCUAAAGGAGAAUCCUAAUGAGAACCUGUAUACCUUGUUAUGCCCAAUUCUAGCCAACUAUGUUAACGAACCGGAGGAGCAAUUUCCAUGGGAAAUUGACCGGGCCUAUAGAAUCAGUUCCAGAAUUGCCAAAUUAAAGAGUUUACCGAGGGACGUGGUCGUAUACAUUGUGAGAAAACAGAUGAGAGAUUUAGUCCUUAAUCAAAGCUACGUGUCAAAGCUGACGAUUGAGGAUCAAGAGGUAACCAUCUUGAAAGAUGUACCUAGUAAAAUUCUGAGAAGAUGCAGGGACUACAAGUGUUUGACUGAUGUUCUCAACCAACAGAAGAUCCCUCUUAGAUGGGAUGAAAUUGAGGGUCUCACGGUCACAUGGAACCAGAAGAAAAUAAGGUUAAAUUCCGUCAAGAAGGCGAAGCUCUUCCUAAGAGGUCUGAAGAGUAAAUUAGAAGGGAAAGAGGAGGGAAGCGAAGUGGACAGGGGGGGGAGGAACUGACUAGUAUUUUUAAAAUUUGUUUAAGGGAGGCGACAACCCAAUUAAAUUUGUUCUUCUUUUUUUUAUCUCUCGAAGGAAAUUUGAUAUUAUUCCUCCUACCUCAGUGAGUUUAAUAAAAUUUGAAUUCUCUUUCCUUAUCGGCAUUUGUGUAAAAUCAUCUGUAAUCUUUCCUACCUCAUUUAGCCAAAGUGACAAAUUUCCUUAAAGAUGAAAAUAUUAUCCUUAAACGUAAAAGGUCUGAACUCCCCUCAGAAAAGGAAAAAAGUCUUUCUUUUUCUAGAAAGGCAGAAGGCUGACGUUAUUUGCCUGCAAGAAUCACGUAUCAAAUCAAGAGAUGUAAGAUUAAUAAAAAAUUUGAAAAUUGGUAAAGAAUUUAUCUCAGCCUUUGAAAAGAGUAAGAGAGGAGUAAUUUUAUACAUUAAGGAUAACAUUGAAUCUAAAUUAUUAUUUGCAGACCCAAAUGGCUAUUAUGUAGGGGUGGAAUCUACCUGGCAGGGUAAAAAAAUAUUGAUUGUAGGGAUUUAUAGCCCCCAGGAAAGAAAAGGACCUUUUUACGCGAAGUUACAUAGAAAAAUCUUGAAUUAUGAAUAUGACAACAUUGUCAUGGUAGGUGACUUUAAUGGUGUAAUUGACCCCAUUGCUGAUAGAAAAUCUGAAAAAAAUAUAAAGCAGAAUCAAGGUAGACUCCCCCCAAAAUUUUUUUAAUUGGUGGAAGAUCUCUCAAUGAGGACUUGUAGCGACAUUUGCACAAUAAUGAGAGAAGCUUCACAUUCUAUUCAGAUAGGCAUGAAUCGCUGGCAAGGAUUGACAUGUGCUUUGUCUCAAAUAAUAUGAUUCAUGAAGCUAUAAGCAUGGAAACCCUCAAUAGAACCAUUUCUGAUCAUAAUCCCUUGGUGAUUACCUUUAAAGAAACAAUGAGAACUAGAAAUUGGUUCCUCAACGAAGAACUGUUGAAAGAUAAACUGAUUGUGGAAAAGGGUAAAGAAUGGUUAAAGUUCUUCUUUGAGGAAAACUUGAACGGAGAGGUUGGGGCCAGUGUGGUCUGGGAUGCCUGUAAGGCCUCUAUGAGGAGUUUCUUUACACAACAGAACAUAAUAUGGUGGAAGCAAAAGAGAAACUUAAGAGAUAAGCUAAACAACACGCUGAGGGAAAAGGAGGAGGAAUUAAAGAAACAUCCAAAAAAUAAACUUAUCCGAAAAGAUAUUAAAGUACUACAGAAACAAAUAGACUUAGAGAUGACCUCUUAAUUGGAAAAAAGGCUAAAAUCAGCAAAACAAAGAAAUUUCGAGCAAGCAAAUAAAACGGGCAAAUGGCUCGCGUUUCAGCUAAGACGAAUUAAAGAAAAGAAAAUAAUCAACAAAAUUAAAAAGGAUGAAGUAUUACUUACCAAACAGGAAGACAUCAAAGAGGAAUUUCAAAACUUCUACAAAAACCUGUAUAAAGAGAAAAUAGUAGAAUUAGAUAAAAUUGAAAAAUACUUGGACAUCACAAACCCCCAAGUUAUCACAGAGAAAUGGAAACAAGAAUUAAACAGAUCUAUCUCUAAAAAGGAGGUAUGGGAGGCAAUUAGCGAUACGAGAAGUGGAAAGGCGCCAGGCAACGACGGCCUCCCAAUCUCCUUUUACAAGAUAUUCAGAGAAGAACUUGUCUCUCCCCUCCAGCAAGUCAUGAAUGCGGCACUAGAAGAAGACUUACCAAGCUCUUGGAAAGAAGCGGACAUUUCUGUGAUUUUAAAAGAAGGCAAAGACCCAGAAUGUCCCAGCAAUUAUAGACCGAUAUCACUACUUAAUAAUGAUUACAAGCUACUGGCCACCAUUUUAUCUAAGAGACUAAAAAACUGUCUGGCAGAGACAAUAGGGGAAGAACAAAGAGGAUUUUUACCAGGUAGACAAAUCAGAGAAAAUACAAGAUUGAUAAUUGAUAUAAUUGAAUAUUAUGAGAAACAUAACAAAAAAAAGAUGGGUUUACUCUUCUUAGACUUUGAAAAAGCUUUCGAUUCAGUUAAUUGGGAUUUUUUAUUGGCAAUAUUAAAGAGAAUCGAAAUUGGCUCAAAUUUUCUAAACUGGGUUUCAAAAAUUUAUAGUAAUCAAACUGCACAGAUCCGAAUUAACAGAGAGAAAACAAAUAAAAUUAAAAUUAAAAGGGGUACUCGACAGGGCUGUCCUCUUUCUCCCCUUUUGUUUCUGCUAACAAUAGAAUUACUAAUUAAACGAGUCAGAGAGAAACCAGACAUUCAAGGUGUCAAAUUAAAGAACUCAAAAAUCAAAAUAAGAGCCUUUGCAGACGAUGUGGCCAUUAUUAUUGAAGACCUGCUAAAUAAUGCUACAAAAAUGAUAGAAACUAUUGAAGAAUUUGGCAGGUUAUCAGGAUGGGUACUAAAUAAGAAGAAAUCGAACAUAUUGACAAAAAAUAUUACUAAGGAGGAAGAAACUACCCUGGGUAAAUUAAUGGGAAUCAAUGUGACAAACAAAGUCAAAUACUUAGUAAUAAACAUUACAAAGAAAUCCAAUGAACUAUUCGAAAAUAAUUAUACAAAAGUUUGGAAAGAGAUAAAAAAAGAUUUGAUCAAGUGGAACAAACUAAACAUCUCUUUAUUAGGCAGAAUAGCGACAAUUAAAAUGAACAUCCUGCCGAGAAUGUUGUAUCUUUUUCAAACACUCCCCAUCAUUGUAUCAAGGAAAAUUUUCAGAAAUUGGAAUAAAGAUAUCUCGGACUUUAUUUGGAGGGGGAGAAAGCCAAGAAUCAAAAUUAAAAACAUACAAGACAGUAACGAAAGAGGGGGACUAGGUCUACCACCUCUAAAUUUAUAUUAUGAAGCAUGCAGUUUGGUGUGGGUAAAGGAAUGGAUAACGUUGGAAAAUAAAAUACUACUAGACGUGGAGGGAGAUGAUUUGAAUACGGGAUGGCACAACUACCUGGUGUACAGAAACAACUCCCAAAACAAAUCCUUUAUGAAUUAUGCACUUAGACGCCCCCCUCUUUGAAAUUUGGAAGAAAUAUAAGAGGUAUAUAUUACCAAAAAUUUGUGGAUGGGUCUCUCCACAUGAAGCUAUCUGUAGAAAAGAGUCCAGCUCAGGAACUAACUGGCUUAAAUAUGAGGACCUUUGGGUCAAAACAGGAGGUAAAAUAAUUCUAAAAGCAAGAGAAGAUUUAAUUAAAGAAAGAGAGGGAUAAAAUAUUAAUUGGUUUACAUAUAGGCAAAUUCAUGAGAGAUUUAAGAUGGAUGAGAAAACAUAUGGAUUUGAACUUGACAUUAAAAAAGUAGAAUUGAGUAAAAUUUUGUAUUUGGAUAAUGUUAAGUUAAUUGGGAAAAUCUAUGCAUUAUUGCUAUCUCUAGAUAUGGAGGAGGAAACGGUCAAAGAUCAAAUGAUAAAGUGGGCCACAUGUGUUGGCUACCCAAUUAUGUUAAACCAGUGGGAAAAGGCUUGGAAAGAUAUAAAGAAGCUAACCUCCUCCCAAAACAUCAGAGAAAACUUUUACAAAAUGAUGUACUUUUGGUAUUUAUCACCCUACAAAAUGGCCUUGAUCUACAAAACCAAGAAGGAGAGAUGUUGGAAAUGUAAAAAGAAAAAGGGGACCUUUUUUCAUGCAUGGUGGGAAUGUAGUAAAGCGAAAAUAUUUUGGAGGGAAAUAAAUAACUCAAUCAAUUAUAUAAUGGGAACAAAUUUGGAGCCCAAACCAGAGUUAUACUUAUUGGGAAUGACAGAUGAAAAACUAAGUAAAGAGGAUGAGAGAGCAGUAUUUUAUAUGAUCUCUUUAGCAAGAAUUUGUUAUGCUCAAGAAUGGAAAUGUGAAACAAUCCCAACUAUUGAUGAUUGGCUAAUAAAAUUAUACGAAGGAAUGGGAAUGGAUAUCCUGACUCAAGGUUUGAACGACGAGUAUAGUGAAAAACCGUUAGAUCAUUGGAAAAAGGUAAUAACUUUUUUCGGAAAAGAAUGGGGUAGAGAUGCAAUUAUAAGUCUAAGAUAAAACCAUAUUUAUGAAAUUACAGUAUAAUUUGGAAUUUAAUCUUCCUGUCAAACUUCUCCUUUGCAGUGGUACGGGAUAAGAACAGGAUUGCUUUGCUUUUAUCAUCUUUGUAAAUAAAUACUCAUAUAGAGGUUAGAGGGGG